Molecule: messenger RNA, 1086 nt
Organism: Aspergillus calidoustus
Lineage: Eukaryota; Fungi; Ascomycota; Eurotiomycetes; Eurotiales; Aspergillaceae
Source: the annotation of a GenBank genome assembly
AUGCAAAGCCAGACUCGUUUCAUUGCGGUCGACCCAAGCAAAACCUAUGGGAAAUACCAGAAAACAAGUCAGUUUCAGUGUCAGACCUGCUUUAAAUCUUUCGACACCUAUGAAGAACUGCGUGACCACAUCGCGGACUUUCAGGCUAGUGCUCAGGCGCAUCUCCCGCGUAAGCACCACAAGGAUUACGAGGCGGUAAAAGGCGACAGUGAUUGGGAUACGGAACAGGACGAUGAUGGUGUCGGUGUCGGUGACGGUGACAGCGAUCUCGAUGGAUGUGGGACCGAAGACGGGAGCGACAGCGGCGACUACGACGACGAUAUGACUAGUGAUCGAACUACUCUCUCAUCAACCCUCGAUUUGCACGCCUCAAUGCGAUGUCCAUAUCCAAAAUGCAAUCGUACAGCGCACUUUAAGGCUAGGGCGGGCCUUCUGCGCCACUAUGAGUCGCAUGUACGAUGUCACGAAAUAUGUGUCUUUUGCCGUCAGAUAUUCAAACAGAUGCGAACAUUCAUACGGCACAACUGCCCUGCAAGACGAAAGACCAAUGAUAAAGCGAAAGAAUUCUACCGGAGAGAACGGUGUGCGCAGCUCAAAAGGUAUUCUGCCAAACAGCUAGGGAGGAUGUCCGCAAGCAGAAAAGCCCGAAAUGGACAUUUGAAUAAACGAAAAGCUGAACAGGUUGAUGACUAUCUGGCCACGGGCGCCUCAAAACUCCACAAAGGAAUUCCAACACAAGGAAAUGACAGAAUAUAUCUAAAUAGUGCACACUUUUCUGUAUUUCCAUCUCCCCAACACGAGGCGAAUUCGAAUCAUACGUCCUUACUUCCUUCAUCCAGCUCGAACAUGGCUUCGAAUUCGUCGUCGAGUUUACCCAGUUUGGACCUCCCGCCGAAGAUGUUCUCGGAUACACAAAUGGAGACAGCCUACAACGUCCUCAUGCCCCAGCCGUAUGCACCAAUCUUUAAUGACAUAACGAUAACGCCUUGUUACGAUAUAGUACAGGAGUCAUAUGAAUUUUCCUCAGCCCUGCAGAGUGCAAAUUAUCGAGCUAUCCCCCAACAUGAGAGUGCUGAUCUCCGAUAA